This is a messenger RNA of Ziziphus jujuba (common jujube), 1107 nucleotides long. Its product is annotated as malate dehydrogenase. The transcript is spliced from 7 exons. The record is from RefSeq and is a predicted model, not a curated record. Gene Ontology annotation, molecular function: L-malate dehydrogenase (NAD+) activity. Gene Ontology annotation, biological process: tricarboxylic acid cycle; malate metabolic process; oxaloacetate metabolic process. NCBI's taxonomy places the organism in Eukaryota, Viridiplantae, Streptophyta, Magnoliopsida, Rosales, Rhamnaceae.
AUGGCCAGCAGUGCCUUGUCACAUGACAUGCCUGUUGCAAUUUUCGCUUCUGCUUUCUUUUGUAAGGGUUUUUAUUACAUGCGGAGAUUUUUGCAUAUUGAGAAGGAACCGGUGAAAGUAUUAGUUACUUGUGCUGCAGGGGAGAUAGGCUAUGCUAUUGCUCCAAUGAUUGCAAGGGGGGUUAUUCUUGGCGCCAAUCAGCCUGUAAUUCUACACAUGCUUGACACUGAUGCUGGAGCGUUGAAAGAAGUCAAAAUGGAAUUGAUUAAUGCUGCGUUCCCCCUUCUCAAAGAUGUCGUUGCUACUACGGAUGCUAAAGAAGCUUGCAAAGGUGUCAACGUUGCUGUCAUGAUUGGUAGUUUACCCGAAAAUGAAGGCGUAGAAAGUAAAGAUGUCAUGUCAGAAAAUGUAUCAACCUUUGAUGCUCAAGCUUCGGCAUUGAGGGAGCAUGCUGAUAAAAAUUGCAAAGUUCUGGUGGUUGCAAAUCCUACAAACACCAAUGCACUCAUCUUGAAAGAAUUUGCACCUUCAAUCCCGGAGAAAAACAUUACAUGUCUUACCCGAUCAGAUCACAACAGAGCAUUAGGCCAGAUCUCAGAGAGGAUAAAUGUUCAUGUUGGUGAUGUGAAGAAUGUUAUCAUCUGGGGAAAUCACUCUUCAACUCAGUAUCCGGAUGUCAACCAUGCAACCGUCACCACAAGCAGUGGAGAGAAAAGUGUCAGAGAACUUGUUGCUGAUGACAAUUGGCUAAAUUCCGAGUUCAUCACCACGGUGCAGCAGCGUGGCGCUGCCAUCAUCAAGGCUCGAAAGCUAUCGAGUGCAUUGUCUGCUGCAAGUUCUGCUUGUGACCAUAUCCGCGAUUGGGUUCUUGGAACUUGAAGAUUUGUUUAUGCGAUGCAGGGAAAAUGGGUUUCAAUGGGAGUCUACUCUGGUGGGUCUUAUGGGAUUCAACCUGGCCUUAUCUACUCGUUUCCUGUUACAUGUGAGAAAGGAGAAUGGUCUAUUGUGCAGGGGUUAAAGAUUGACGAGUUUUCAAGGUCAAAGUUGGAUGCAACUGCACUAGAGCUCAUUGGAGAGAAAGCGUUGGCAUAUUCAUGUCUGAAUUGA